AUGGCCAAAUUAAAAGGCCGCGCCAAACAGUUCCGGGACCCGGACGAGGUCAUCAUAAAGGACCACGACCCGGAAGCCAACGCACGUGACGGCGCCAGCGCCGAUGGAAGCGGCAGUGAGGACAGCGAAGACGAGAACCGGGGCACUGGGCACUACGUUAGUGUUGGAAGGAGCAGACUGAGACACAGGGAAAACGUUUCGCUGGGCCCUGAAUACAGGGGCUCUCGAGUCAGCCGGUCUGCGUUGGACGACGAGAGCGAGGAGGACCGAGAAGCGGGAGAAGGCGACGGUGACGAUGACGAUGACAAGUAUGACGAUCCCGAUGUCGCUGACCUAGAAGCCGAUGAGGCCGAGGCCAACGACUCGGAGAUCAACAGUGACGAUGCUCUGGGCGAGUCGGACGUUGAACGCUUCAGAAACUACGCUUUUCGUGGCUCUGCGAAGCCCACAAAGCCAAGGGGGAGACCCGGGAGGGCGGCUGCGGCAGAUUUCAUGUCCGAUGAUGACGAGAAUAAUGAAUCUGGCGAAGAAGAAGAUGUGGAUGACGGGCUUGAUGCGCUGGCGAAUGGCGAACUCGACCCCGAGGAGGUGGGUGACGAGGACGAAGAGUACAGCGAGGAUGAUGAAGACGGAGAUGAGGACGAGGGAGGACAAGACAAGGGCGGUGAUGAUGACAAAGACGAAAAGGAGCAGGGGUCCGCGAAGAAAACUGCGGCCAGACCCCAUCUAUCUGCUCUGUCCAACCGAGCUGAUGUCGAGAAAGGCGCCGCCAUUCAGAAGCAGCGCGAGAUUUACGAUGGUUUACUCAAUUUACGUAUCCGGUUGCAAAAAGCGCUCGUUGCCGCCAAUUCAUUCCCCAUGGUUGAGACGGACACGGAUGCCGAGUCUGAGCCGUACGAAGCUGCGGAAGAGGCUGCCGUCAAACUACUCGACACCAUCAGCAGCCUGCGUGAAAGCAUCAGCGCGUCAACAAAAAGCGGAGAAAAGCGCAAGCGCGAUUUUUCUGUUUCAAUGUCAAACGACGACAUCUGGGAACAGCUACAAGGAGAGGAUAAGGACGCAAUUGGCUUUCGCCAAGAACGACUGGAGAAGUGGUCCAAAAAGGUGCAAAGCGUCAACACGACGAGGCCAAGCGGAAUCGGCGAAAGGGGCAAGGGCCUCAUUGGCGCUCUUCAAGAGCAGUUAAUAGUCCCCGAUAACAGACUUGUCAAACGGACACGAGUCCCGCGGUCAUGUGCUCCUGCGCAGCUGGCCAGGAAAGUCGCCAUGGACGAGUACGUCUACGACGAUGCAGAUUUCUACCAGCUGCUUCUCAAGGAACUGGUUGAGCAGCGAACCGUGGAAGGCGCCGCAGAUCAGGCCACCGGCGUGCCGACAGUCAUGGUGACGGCGACAAAGGAGGCCAAGGUGCGCAAGCAGGUGGAUCGCAAGGCCAGCAAAGGACGAAAGAUGAGAUUCACGGUGCAUGAGAAAUUGCAAAACUUUAUGGCGCCCGAGGACAGGAGAAGCUGGGAGCAGGCGGAGAUUGACAGGUUCUUUGGAACACUAUUCGGCCGAAAGCUGCAUCUGAACGAGGACGAGAGCGAGGAUGAGGACGAGGACGAGGGCGAGGAGAUGGAGGGAGUGGAUAUUGAAGAUGGAGGGCUGAAGCUGUUUAGAAAUUGA
Messenger RNA from Metarhizium album ARSEF 1941, 1665 nucleotides. Its product is annotated as traub. Bases 1 to 1665 code for a protein of 554 amino acids. Gene Ontology annotation, cellular component: nucleus; nucleolus. NCBI's taxonomy places the organism in Eukaryota, Fungi, Ascomycota, Sordariomycetes, Hypocreales, Clavicipitaceae. The record is from RefSeq and is a predicted model, not a curated record. The transcript is spliced from 2 exons. Gene Ontology annotation, biological process: maturation of SSU-rRNA from tricistronic rRNA transcript (SSU-rRNA, 5.8S rRNA, LSU-rRNA).